GCCGUCGCUACGACUCCCUCUCUGCGCUCUCAGCGGGUGUAUGGCCGCAACUUAUCCGACUUCCUUAGCAACUAAUCCUCUCCAGACUGUCGCGGAAGUUGGUGCCAUCACCCCUACGCACGGGGGAAUGGUGAACGGCCACGAGUACGACCUGUCCAUCUCCCAGAGGAGCACUGCCGGCGAACAGUCACAGACGACGGACCCGCCUCCGCCGAACGAGACAACCCCGACACCUCAGCCUGCCGCGCUUUCGCCCGCACCUCGCCGAACGACGUCAGUGAACCAUAAGCCACGACCAGUAUCCAUGCCACCCCAGGCGUAUACGCAGUCGGGCAGCGACCGAGAGCGCGAUCGCUCCGAGGACGAGCGACGACAUGCGGAGAGGGGAGAGAGGAGAGACAAAGAAAGUUCCUCGGGUAGCAGGACGCGGACGUCAAACAGGAUCUUGGGAGACUACACCCUGAGCAAGACCCUCGGAGCAGGCAGUAUGGGCAAGGUCAAACUCGCCCACCACAACAUCACCGGAGAGAAGCUCGCCGUUAAGAUCCUCCCACGCGUCACCCCACAGAGUGCCAGCGGUGUUGCGGCCUCCGCGAACCCUGAAGCGGCGGCGAAGCAAGCGUCCAAGGACGCUUCGAAAGAGAUACGUACUCUCAGAGAGGCCGCGUUGUCGAUGCUCCUCCACCACCCGUAUAUCUGCGGUAUGCGCGAGAUGAUCGUCCACCAGCAUCACUACUACAUGGUCUUCGAGUAUGUCAACGGUGGUCAGAUGCUUGACUACAUCAUCAGCCAUGGGCGACUACGAGAGCGCGUUGCGCGCAAGUUUGCGAGGCAGAUAGGAAGCGCUUUGGACUAUUGCCACAAGAACAACGUUGUUCAUCGAGACCUCAAGAUCGAGAAUAUCCUCAUCUCUCAGACAGGAAAUAUCAAGAUCAUUGACUUUGGUCUCUCAAAUCUCUAUGAUCCUGCCCUACACCUCGCAACAUUCUGUGGCUCGUUAUACUUCGCAGCGCCCGAACUUUUGAAUGCAAAAGUCUACACUGGACCCGAAGUCGAUGUGUGGAGUUUCGGCGUAGUUCUGUAUGUCCUUGUUUGCGGCAAAGUCCCUUUCGACGACCAAAGUAUGCCCGCUCUUCAUGCGAAGAUCAAGCGCGGGCUGGUUGAGUACCCUGUUUGGCUUAGUGCUGAGUGCAAGCACUUGCUCACACGAAUGCUCGUGACAAAUCCGGCGCAGCGCGCUACUCUUACGGAGGUGAUGUCCCAUCCAUGGAUGGUUCGCGGAUUCAGGGGCCCUCCAGAUUCUCAUAUUGUCCAUCGCGAGCCUCUGCGUGCAGAUGAACUCGACAGGAAUGUCAUCCGGGGCAUGAAGGGUUUUGAGUUUGGUACAGAAGAGGAGAUUGAGCGGAAGCUCGUCGAGGUCCUAGAGUCUGACGCCUACUAUCGGGCCGUGCAAUACUGGGAGCGAAGGCGUAUGUCCGGUACCAACGGUCGCAACGGGCAUCCUGGAUGGGGCGGUUCGCUGUCUAACUCAUCCAUCGCCUUGUCUUUCGAUGGAUCGAUCGGUAACACCAAGAACGACGUCUCGACCUCGCCAUCCAAGAAGUCGAAGCGCUUUUCGGGCUUCAACUUCUACACGAGAAAGCUAUUUUCGCCGUCAUCGUCACCACCAAAUUCACCACUAAAUUCGCCGCCCACUUCUCAAUCUCACCUAUCACAUACGUCUCUUACUGAUGCCCACCAACGUGAACCACCGGAUCCUACCUAUGGCUUCCAUCAACUAAUUUCUAUCUAUUUCCUGGCACGAGAGAAGAUGGAGAGGGAACGUGUCUAUGGUCCCGGUCAUUUCGCCAGUUCUCAACUGUCUCUGGAAUCCGGCGGCCGCGCCGAGCCGACUGUCGAUGCCCCAGCUUCUCUUUCUCCUACGAAACAGCUUUCUACGCCGUCUGUUCGUAAGCCUGAGGCCGCUGUUGCUGGCAAGCCAGACUAUAGCAUGCCCUUGCCCCGACUGCCUGCUCCGGAGACCUCUCACUUCUCUGGGAUGUCCUACGACCCCGCUGCUGCCGCUCCUUCACCGACAGCAUCUAAUUUCCCCCAGCCAAGAGCCCGAGAUGCUGCACUUGGUAUUCCGAAAUCUGCCGGCGGAACUGCGCCAAGAAGUGUGCCUACUACCCCGGCGAAGCCCGCCCUUCCCCUACCUCGUACGCCGGAGAUUUCUGCUCACCGGCGCAGCCACAGCGUCAGCUCACGGCCAAGUGUCACUCGUGGGUUCACGAACAUUUUCGGGGGCGGUGCACCUACGACCGUCGACGAGCAUGGUGCCCAGAGACGCGACAUUUCUGAGCCUCCUAGAACAGCAGGUCCGGAGCUCACGUCGUUUGCAGAGCAGGUCGCGCAACGAAUGAGCCAACAGGAGGAACAGAACGAAGAUUCGCGUCUGCCGAUGUCUGCGGGCGCAACCCUGGUCCGCAAGUUUGGCAGUUUGCUCGGUGGACGCGGUGAUGGCUCAGUACGAAAUGGCACUAUUAAACGUGGAAGCAUCCUCAAUGGCUUCUCACCGAGGCCCUCUGCUGAGGUUGAGAAGCUUGCGGCCGUAGAGCAGGAGAAGCUGCCAACCGCCAACGAGAAGCAGGGGGCUGACGUCGAGGAUAAGCCUCCUACCCCGCUGUCGCCGAGCCAGAGUCAACCUGUCGGCUCCAACCAUCGCAGGGCUGCCACGAUUCUCGAUCCACAAGGGCGGGCGGCACGUCACGAGCGGCGGAGCAGCACUGGCGCAUCAUUGUUUCCCUCUGGCACCGUCGGACGACAACGCCGGCCGUCGACUGGCUUUGGUUCACCUGGGCGGCCAUUGGGCGACAGGCUAUUUGGCCGGACGGACGAAGAAGACGAGCAUGCAGAACAGGACGAGAACGAGCCGCCGACACCCACUACGAACGGGGCGGAACUAGUACAGGAGCCUGCGGAGCACAGUGCAGACGAGAAAGAGUUCAAGCCUGUGUAUUUGAAGGGCUUAUUUAGUGUCGCCACGACUUCAACAAAGCCUCCAUCAACGAUCAAGCAGGACAUCAAGCGGGUGCUCGAUCGCAUGCAGGUGCAAUACCGUGAGACGAAGACCGGCUUUGAGUGCAUCCAUAUGCCUUCGAUCGAUGUCGCCUCAGUCAUAGAUCCGGCACUGCCACAACAGCGCGGACACAGGAAACAGGGGUCUUCUGGAUCAAACGAAGUGGACGGGGCGCGCAAGUCUAUCGUGCGGAAGUCGUCGAAGCUGUCCUUUGGAAGGAAGAGCCGAACGGAGAGUAUCCGGGACGGAAAGGAGAAAGACUUGCCUAGUCGACCGUCUGGCGCGAGCGGUACGGUACUCAGCAUAACUCCAAGCUCUGCUUCCUCAUCGUUCUUCCACGUGCAAGGCUACUCCGGUGGCGAGGCGAGUCGGCCGGACACAGCCUCGGUCGCGGAGGACGGCGCGAGCGUGAGUGGCCAGAUCAGGUCGCACUCGCCUGCGUCAUCCAAGAUCCUUCCACCUAUACCCCGCGACUUCGCGCCUGCGCCUCAGCAAGGCAUGACGCAACCCGCGCCGCUUCCUACGGGCCCAGUCGAUCAGGACGUCUUCGAUUUACUUGGAGCGAGCUCUCUCGCUGUCCGGUUUGAGAUCAACAUUGUCAAGGUGCCCUGGCUGCCGCUACAUGGAAUCCAGUUCCGGAGACUAAGCGGUGACGGCUGGCAAUACCACAUGCUCGCGCGGAGAGUGCUAACGGAAUUGAAGCUCUAAGGAAGGCCCGAAGACUCAUCGUUCUUUUCAUCCUUCGUAUGGUAACUUAAGAUCAGUUUUGUAGCGCUGUCGUCAGCACUUAUUUCUUCUUUUUCCUUUGGUCGCUUACAUCGUUACCCUGGGUAUCUCCACAUGCUCUGCGUUAUGUCAUUUUGCUUUUUGGA
Phanerochaete carnosa HHB-10118-sp is the source of this 3930-nucleotide messenger RNA. RefSeq lists its product as uncharacterized. Gene Ontology annotation, cellular component: cytoplasm. The coding region runs from base 41 to 3766 and encodes 1241 amino acids. NCBI's taxonomy places the organism in Eukaryota, Fungi, Basidiomycota, Agaricomycetes, Polyporales, Phanerochaetaceae. The transcript is spliced from 6 exons. Gene Ontology annotation, biological process: intracellular signal transduction; protein phosphorylation; microtubule cytoskeleton organization. Gene Ontology annotation, molecular function: protein serine/threonine kinase activity; tau-protein kinase activity; ATP binding. The record is from RefSeq and is a predicted model, not a curated record.